AUGGAUUGGAAUUUUCUCAAAAAGGAUUGGAAUUAUGCAUUAAUUGGCCAAAAAGUUGCUUUAAAAGAAAUAAAAGAUUCUAGAUAUGAUAUAGCUGAAUUUCUUAAAGUGCAAAUAGCUACUAAUAGUGAAUAUAUUGCUUCUCAUUAUGGAAUUUCAAAAAAUCCUUCUACACAAAACUACAUUUUUGUUAUGAAUUUAUUUAGUGAUGACUUACAUGGUUUUUUAAACAGGAAUUAUUUGGAUUUAGAUUGGGAAUUGAAAAUAGACUCACUAUUGUCAAUGGCAAGUGGUCUUGAAAACUUACAUGCAAGAAAUUUAGUUCAUU
Molecule: messenger RNA, 328 nt
Organism: Diversispora eburnea
Lineage: Eukaryota; Fungi; Glomeromycota; Glomeromycetes; Diversisporales; Diversisporaceae
Source: the annotation of a GenBank genome assembly